CAUCAUGAUGGAAGUGAAGGUGUAUGCUCCUGUAAGUCGCAUGACAUCGUGGAAGAAGAAGAGUGAUGAACUUCUCCUCCCACACGUGACGUAGUUCACUAUCACCACUUCCUGCUCCUCUUAUCUGGUGCAUUGUGCAACUUUUUAGUUCAGCUUGGUAAAAAAGAAAAAAAAGUAGCAAACAUUAUCAACAUGGCGGACUCCCGGGUGGACCUUAGCACGGCCCCUCUCGUCGUCCUCAACAUGAGCGUCAGGAAGAAGCUGGCACUUUACCUCAACCCCAAGAACGUGGUGGCCGCCGACUGGACGCUGGUGGCAGAGGCCAUGGGUUUCUCCUACCUGGAGAUCGUCAAUUAUCAGGGGCUCCAGAACCCCACCUUGAGACUCCUGGAGGAUUGGCAGGCGGGUCCGGCUGAGGCUACCGUGGGGAAGCUGUUGUCCAUCUUGGAGGACGUGGAGAGGAGAGACAUUGUGGAGGAUCUACGUCCUCUCAUGGAGGAAGAUGUGCGGAAGUAUCGCGAGGGGUUGAAGAAACGGGCAGAGCGCCCCCUGCAGGUUCAUGAGGUGGACAGCUGCGUACCUCGCACCCAUGAGAGGUCGGGACUCACCCUGGACGAUGACCCAGAAGGUACUCCAGAGCUGUUCGACGCCUUCAUUUGCUACUGCAGUAGCGACAUCGAGUUCGUGCACGAGAUGAUCCGCCAGUUGGAGCAGACGGACUACAAGCUGAAACUCUGCGUGUUCGACAGAAACGUCCUGCCGGGCUCAUGUGUUUGGACCAUCACCAGUGAGCUCAUUGAGAAGAGGUGCAAGCGGGUGGUGGCUGUCAUCUCAGAUGAAUACUUAGAAAGCGACGCCUGUGAUUUUCAGACCAAAUUUGCUCUCAGCCUCUCGCCCGGAGCUCGAAAUAAACGGCUCAUCCCCGUCGUUUACAAGUUAAUGUCAAAACAAUUUCCAAGAAUCCUCAGCUUCCUGACCGUUUGUGACUACACAAACCCUUGGACUCAGGCAUGGUUUUGGGAGCGGCUGGCCAAAGCUCUUUCACUGCCAUAGUUUUUCCCAAUUUAUCAGCCAAAAAAGUUGGGUAACCAUACAAUGUGUAUGUUACAUUUUUAUAAAUACUGUCCUUGUAUAUAUUUUUUAAAACUUUGUGAUUACUAAGAAGGCUAUUUUUAUAGCGUUUACAGUAUUUGAAACCUGUAAGACCACAAUAUUCUGUUUCUACACUUCCUUUUUGAUUGUCUAGUUGAAAUGAAAGCUGAAGAGGAAGUGUGUAUGCAAUAAUUUCACAUGCUCAUUUUACUGACUGCUUGUCUCCUGUCACUGUCUUUUACAUGUAAUUUUUUAUGUAUAUAUUAUGGUCCUCUUACAGCAAUUUGAUUUUAAAAAGGGUUUAUCAUAAACACAUGUGUUUAAUAUAUCAGGAAACGCCAGGAAUAAACGUUACUAUCCA
Molecule: messenger RNA, 1453 nt
Organism: Dunckerocampus dactyliophorus (ringed pipefish)
Lineage: Eukaryota; Metazoa; Chordata; Actinopteri; Syngnathiformes; Syngnathidae
Gene: myd88
Product: MYD88 innate immune signal transduction adaptor
Exons: 5
Coding region: 193-1053 (286 amino acids)
Biological process (GO): defense response to Gram-positive bacterium; Toll signaling pathway; positive regulation of canonical NF-kappaB signal transduction
Cellular component (GO): plasma membrane
Molecular function (GO): TIR domain binding; Toll-like receptor binding
Source: RefSeq, a predicted model, not a curated record